UCCACCAUGGCCAGACGCCCCCGGAACAGCAGGGCCUGGCACUUCGUUCUGAGUGCAGCCCGCCGAGACGCAGAUGCCCGGGCCGUGGCUCUAGCAGGCUCCACUAACUGGGGCUACGACUCUGAUGGGCAGCACAGCGACUCGGACUCCGACCCCGAGUACUCCACGCUGCCGCCAUCCAUCCCCAGUGCAGUGCCCGUGACCGGCGAGUCCUUCUGUGACUGUGCUGGGCAGAGCGAGGCCUCCUUCUGUAGCAGCCUGCACUCGGCCCACCGGGGCAAGGACUGCCGCUGUGGAGAGGAAGACGAGUAUUUCGACUGGGUCUGGGAUGACUUGAAUAAGUCAUCAGCCACCCUGCUGAGCUGUGACAACCGUAAGGUCAGCUUCCACAUGGAGUACAGCUGCGGCACAGCGGCCAUCCGGGGCACCAAGGAGCUGGGGGAGGGCCAGCACUUCUGGGAGAUCAAGAUGACCUCUCCCGUCUACGGCACCGACAUGAUGGUGGGCAUCGGGACGUCGGAUGUGGACCUGGACAAAUACCGCCACACGUUCUGCAGCCUGCUGGGCAGGGAUGAGGACAGCUGGGGCCUCUCCUACACGGGCCUCCUCCACCACAAGGGCGACAAGACCAGCUUCUCGUCGCGGUUCGGCCAGGGCUCCAUCAUUGGCGUGCACCUGGACACCUGGCAUGGCACGCUCACUUUUUUCAAGAACAGGAAGUGUAUAGGUGUGGCAGCCACCAAGCUGCAGAACAAGAGGUUCUACCCGAUGGUGUGCUCCACGGCGGCCCGGAGCAGCAUGAAGGUCACCCGCUCCUGCGCCAGCGCCACCUCCCUCCAGUACCUGUGCUGCCACCGCCUGCGCCAGCUGCGGCCAGACUCGGGAGACACGCUGGAGGGUCUGCCGCUGCCGCCGGGCCUCAAGCAGGUGCUACACAACAAGCUGGGCUGGGUCCUGAGCAUGAGCUGCAGCCGCCGCAAGGCUCCAGCGUCCGAUCCCCAGGCAGCGACCUCGGCCCACCCCAGCAGUCGCGAGCCUCGGCCCUGCCAGAGGAAGCGCUGCCGCCGGAUCUGACUGACUGCCCGCCCAGUGGAACUGCCUUCUUGGGCUAGGACAGCCCCUUUCCUCCGUCCCUUCUUUCUCUGUCCCUUCCUUCCAGCCACACUCCAGGGCGGAGUUGGAUGAGGCCCGUCCGGAGGGAGCCAUCUCUUGCUCCCGAGGCUGGGACAGUCCUUUCUGGGGGGCUCUAGGGCUCCUCUGCUGCUGUGCUGGGUGGGGAAGCGGCUGCCCUGAGCCCCAGGUCUUGUGGGAGGCUGCGAGGACGAGAGCCUGGCUGGAGCCCGCGUUGCCGUUCCCACAGGGCCUCGGUUUUUCGUAACUUGCUCUGCAUGCUGUCAGCGGCUGCCCUGCCGUCAUAGACUUAAAGGACUGCAAUAAACGUAGAGUUGAUGUCUAACACCCA
Pan troglodytes (chimpanzee) is the source of this 1462-nucleotide messenger RNA. RefSeq names its product splA/ryanodine receptor domain and SOCS box containing 3 (gene SPSB3). The transcript has 6 exons. Gene Ontology annotation, molecular function: protein binding. The record is from RefSeq and is a predicted model, not a curated record. Lineage: Eukaryota; Metazoa; Chordata; Mammalia; Primates; Hominidae. Gene Ontology annotation, cellular component: SCF ubiquitin ligase complex. Gene Ontology annotation, biological process: proteasome-mediated ubiquitin-dependent protein catabolic process. The coding region runs from base 7 to 1074 and encodes 355 amino acids.